Molecule: messenger RNA, 1909 nt
Organism: Thunnus maccoyii (southern bluefin tuna)
Lineage: Eukaryota; Metazoa; Chordata; Actinopteri; Scombriformes; Scombridae
Gene: tmem176
Product: transmembrane protein 176
Exons: 7
Coding region: 120-737 (205 amino acids)
Cellular component (GO): membrane
Source: RefSeq, a predicted model, not a curated record
UCGCUCUCUUUCAUACUAAUAAACACAUACCCGCCUACAAAAAGGAGAGACGCAUCAAAAAUCAGGAGUGGUCGAAAAAGAUCGACAAAAUUUAUUGACAUAUCCCGACAGAAAAGGUGAUGGCGGUGGCAGUCUCCAGGGAUCUGACGGUGCAGGUGCUGGAGGAUGUGAACACUGUCAAGCUGACUGACAGACAGCAGGCUCUGCAUGCUGCCAUCCAGAGAGGAGAGCCCAAAUGUCUGGGGGUGAGUCAAGUAAUGCUGGGGCUGAUGGUCAUGUCCUACUCCAUUCCUCUGCACUUCACUGAGUUCACAGAGGUGGUCAACUUGGGAGUUCCUUGGUGGAGCGGCCUGACGUUCAUCACAGCAGGAGUGGUCGCUAUCAUCUUGGACAAACACUGCACCAUCAAGAUUUUGCGAGUGUGUUUGAUGGUGAGCAUGGUGUCCACUGUGCUGUCAAUUGCGGCUGUGAUCAUCUACUCUGUGGACAUGGACAAGAAUCCUGAGGCGCCGUGUGUCAAAAUGAUACAUGGCAGCUGUAAUGAGAAACACUAUGCCACGAAGGUGAGCAGAGGAGUGAAAUCCUCCCUCCUCCUCUUCACCCUGGCCCAGACAGCCAUCUCUGCCAUUCUGUGCUUCCUUCUCUACAGACAGAGACGCAUCUUUGGACCAUACGCUUCUCUCACUCAAGCUGCUCCAUCAACGCCCACAUCACUCCCACCUCCCGUCCUCAACUGAUCAAAUCAUUUGACCAAAAUUCAGGUAGAUGAUCUCUAAAGAUGAUUGAUCAGCUGUCAUCAAGAUGUACUGAUUAACUUUUGUCAAAGUGAUUGAUCAUCUUUCACAGAGGUGACCAGUUAGCUGAUGUUAAGAUCUCAUUUGUCUAUCUACUUGUAUCUGUUAGUACAGUUAUCCACUGUGCUACCUGAGUGGUCACCAGCUGAAAGUAUGUGAAGACCUGAAUAUUAGAUUAUUUGUUCAGUUCAACCAAAUGAUUGAACCCUUUAAUAAACAACAGAGCUGCAAUAAAAGGAUCAACAGCAAUACUCUUAAAACACCAAAAUUAACACAGUGGUUGAAAUAUGUAAUACUAACAAAUGCAUUAAAGAGGACGGAGGAAAGAUGAAGUGAAGAAAUGUUGAUACAUGAAGAGAGAUACAAGAAAUUGUUCUCUCCUUCGGUAAUCCAUCACAAGAUACUUAAUUAUUUUGUGGCAGUGAAAUGUGAAAAUGUGUCUACCAGUGUGCAGUAAGCAGUGGACAUUUCUGUGGCUGCACUUGGGACUCACAUGAAAACACAGUGGAAUCAGGAGGAAUAAUAUACACAAAAUGAUUGAUUGCAUAGGUAUUCUUUCUUUAUGAUGCACAUAAAUCAACACUUUUUUAAAAAGUCACCUAAAAAGUGCAUUCAAAAUUGCGUCAUGGUCCCCUGUGUGUAAUCAUGAUAGUCUGGAGACUCUGAAAUUUGGGUAAAGCCAAACACCAUUCCCUUCAUGAAGCAUUAAGAUGCGGUGGGGAUGUAGCAGGCCAAAGGCUAGUGAGGGUAGAUGUAACAUGAAUACAGAAAAGUGCAAAAAGAAAUACUAGAGGAAAAAGCUCUGCAGUCCAUGUGAGAGCUGCCACUUGACAAAAUAUCUAUUUUCCACUAAGUUGAUGAGGCCAAACAUGAUCCAAAAUGACACAGGAAUGCCCUCAAAUCAGCACCAUUCAUUUGAUAAAAACAAUCCCAAGUCAGAAUCCACUUACUAGCUUUUUCCAGAACAGGUUUUUUUUUUUUGGUCAAACUAAUAUUUCCAAGGUCUAGAAUAAACUUUAAUACUUAAUGAUGUUAAAGGAAAAAAUUGACAUUUUGGGAAAUACUCUUAUUUGUGUUCUUGCUGAGAGUUAGAUGAGAAGAUUGAUAUCAGCCUU